Molecule: messenger RNA, 435 nt
Organism: Colletotrichum abscissum
Lineage: Eukaryota; Fungi; Ascomycota; Sordariomycetes; Glomerellales; Glomerellaceae
Exons: 1
Source: RefSeq, a predicted model, not a curated record
UACCUAAGGCUCAUCUUUGAGUUACUUGGCCGGAUCAUCAGCUCUCCCCACCAUUCGGAUGCUUCCAUUCGCCUUCUCUGCCCCUGGCAUUGCCAACUAGUAGUAUUCAAUGAUGCCGACGGCGUUGAUGCGGCAGUAAUCCACCAAUGCAAGGCGGGCCAGGUACCACGUACCUCCCACACAGCCAAAUGGGAAAGAUGUGCUUCGGUACCUGAACAUCGCGACGCUGGGAUGCUUGACAGCGUACUGCGUAGUUGGACACACGGGCCUGGCAUAAAUGGCCCUAGCCGGCGUUUGCCUGCUGUUUCGGGGGCUUGUGCGAGCAGCCAAGGUCGCGCCAGAUCCAUCGGAGGCGCUAUGUAUGCACAAAGCUGGCCGUCUUCUAUUUUGUGUUCUGAAAAAGCGACAUGGUGGUACGGAUACCGCCCGCGGUGA